Molecule: messenger RNA, 2111 nt
Organism: Branchiostoma floridae (Florida lancelet)
Lineage: Eukaryota; Metazoa; Chordata; Leptocardii; Amphioxiformes; Branchiostomatidae
Product: BRISC and BRCA1-A complex member 2
Exons: 12
Coding region: 93-1244 (383 amino acids)
Biological process (GO): double-strand break repair
Cellular component (GO): BRCA1-A complex; BRISC complex
Source: RefSeq, a predicted model, not a curated record
CGUGAUACUGUAUCCAUCCAAGGAACAAAAUGGCGGCUGUGAGACAAAAUAUUUAGGUUGUGGUUACUAAAAAGUGCAGGAAAGGCUAGGAAAUGUCGUCCGGACAGUCCGUGCUGAAGCAGCUCCAUCCGCUCAUCAGACCGUACGCCGAGACAGUCCUGAGGAAGGGGAAUGUUGGCGUCUGUAUGGGCAAUCUUCGUAUCAGCGAUGUAAAAUCUGGGAGACCUACUCUGACUCAGACUAAGGAGCCGUGUGGAGAUAGGUUCAAGAUCUACAUACCCUUUGCUGGGGACUCAUUGAAGUGGGAGGUGAUAUUUGACAGCUGCCAGCCGUCCAACCCUCCAGACUUCAUCUUCUUGGGAGAGAAUGGCAACUUUGAUCCUGACAUUGAAAAACUGGAGAACCUGACCCAUUGGGACCCUAAGAACCCUGAGUCCCUGGUGUUGGCUAUAGAAGACUUGAUGAGGGAGUACCGGUGCUACCAGAAACAGCUGAUAGAAGGUUACAGCAGACUACAGUUUGAGUACUCCAGUCUACAGGGGAUGGAGGCAUGUGAUGAUGUAGAGGUGCACAUGGGGAACAGGCUACCUGGGACACUGGACUCUCCAGUUAACUUCCUCAUCAGACUACCAAUUGACCUUUCACCCAUUCCACAGUAUUUGGUCAAGGAUGACCCAGGAGAAGACCUUGCAGUGUUACUCGCCAAAUUUCACAACUCAGAAGGCUCCAGAGUCACACCUCAGCUCUUUCUGUCACCAAAAGUCGAACAUGCACUAGGAGACAACACUGCCUUGAGGAUCCCCAGGUUCCCUACAGGAGGUUGUCUGAUGGACUAUGUCCCACAGGUGCAAGAUUUCCUACAAAAGCAGAUUGACCAUAUUGUAGAAGGCUACCAGAGAAGGAGAGAGUAUGUGGCUGCAUUCAUCAGCAGAUUUGGAGGGUCAGUACUAGAGUAUGAUGCGGAGUCCUUCACUAAGCUGUCUCUGGUGCUGGAAUGGAACGAAUUCUUCUUUGUACUUCACAUUGAGCUCCCCUCCAGGUUUCCCCAGGAUAUGCCAGUCUUCACCUUCCAGUCCUGCUACCACCUGUCCAAGACUAACGGAGAGCCCUACGUCUCUGUCCAGAAGAGCUACCCUUACAGCCCCCGCUGGACUGGUGAGGAGAUGGCACACAGGGCAAAACUGUUCAUCCUGGACUUCAUACCGCAGUUCAAGAAGGUGUCUGUGUCAUCCAACAAACUGUAGUGAGAGACCUUUCAACUGGAGGGAGGGACUGAACCAAUACAGCAGUCUUCCAUCAGCUAACAUUAACUUAUUGCAUGCACAGACUGUGUUUGUGCCCUAUCAAGGGGGUCUUGCCUAGCCUGGGUACCAUCCAGAAAGUAGUUCGCUCCGGCGUUCAUUAUAUACUACAGUAUAUACAGUCGCUUCUAGCUCUGACAUUCAUCGUUAUACACUAUAUACAUUGCUUCUCUACUGUUCCAUCUGGGAUCCCAGACCAAGUUAAUGUCUGGAAUCAUCCAAAUUUUGGAUGCAGGUGCUGAUUGGUCCCUACACAUGAGCAAAUUAUGGAAUGGGUUCAAGCGAUCGUUCGAACAGGCGUUCCAACACCAGACAAGCCCUCCGUCUGCUUGUUGUCAUUGAACGAGUGCUCUAGAACCCAUUCCUAAAUUUGCUCAUCAGCUGCCGUUAGCACCAAAUGGUUUGAAUGAGCAAGUCUCCAGAUGGAUAGCAGAAGCGAACAUAGGAGCAAACUACUAUCCGAAUGGUACCCAGGCUGGGUCUUGCCCACAUUCUAAAAAGAGGUUCAGUUAACAUUCUAAAAAGUGGUGCAGUCGAAAAUUGUAUUUGUUUUUCAUAACACAAGUUUAUUUUCAUGUGAUUUUGACAGUUCAGUUAUUUUUGUUUUUAACCUCUAGCACCCUAUGGAUGCUUGCGUCAGCUAAAUUUAUUAUGGUACGCUGGUUAGCUGGCAAAAAACUGAAAUGACAUCAUACAUGUAAAUACAACAGACUUGGCUUUUAAUAAUGGUAAUGCUCAAGAUGUUGUUGUUCUUCAUUUUAUUACCACUCGAAGACGAUAGAUAAUAAAAGGAAUCUUCAAGUAUAAGUA